This is a messenger RNA of Nelumbo nucifera (sacred lotus), 837 nucleotides long. The record is from RefSeq and is a predicted model, not a curated record. Lineage: Eukaryota; Viridiplantae; Streptophyta; Magnoliopsida; Proteales; Nelumbonaceae.
AUGAUCCAACCUCUUGGGUUCUGUGCUAAGGGCAGUGAACAAAAGGUAUGCAAAUUGAAAAAGUCUCUAUCUGGUCUAAAACAAUCACCAAGGGUUUGGUUUGGCAGAUUUCAUCAAGCAGUUCAACAGAUGGGUUUUAAACAAUGUCAGACUGAUCACACUCUCUUUGUGAAGAAAGAACAAGGAAGAACAUUAGCCUUGAUUGUUUAUGUGGAUGACAUAGUCAUUACUGGUGAUUGGGUCUCAGAUAUUCAGAGGGUAAAGAACUUCUUGGUCACUCAAUUUGAGGUAAAAGAUCUAGGACCUCUUCGUUACUUUCUUGGAAUUGAACUUGUUCACUUCCAACAGGGUUUCUUCAUCUCUCAAAGGAAGUAUACCCUAGAUCUCUUGAAAGAUAUAGGAAAACUUGGAGCCAAACCGGUCGACAAUCCUAUAGACGUAAAUCACAAACUCGGGGACUGCAAUGAUGAGCCCAUAAAAGAUGCAAGGCAGUACCAAAGACUUGUAGGUAGACUCCUAUACUUGUCUAUGACCAGGCCUGAUAUUGCAUAUCCAGUAGGAGUCCUUAGUCAGUUCAUGCAUGCUCCCAAGGCUGCCCACUUAGAAGCAGUAGAUCGGGUUCUUUGGUACUUGAAGAAAUUCCCAGGGACAGGCCUCCUCUUCAAGAAUCAUGGACAUAUGAAAGUUGAGGACCUCACAAGUAUUGAUUGUUCUAUGUGCUACUUCCCAACAAAAAGCCUUUACGUUGGGUUGCAUUGGUCCUUUCCAAAUUUCUGUAGCUUGAAAUACAACAGAGGUCCUACAAAGGAGGUUGAUAAGAACCAUGAAGAUUUAUAA